This is a messenger RNA of Culex quinquefasciatus (southern house mosquito), 2990 nucleotides long. RefSeq names its product probable citrate synthase 2, mitochondrial. Gene Ontology annotation, biological process: tricarboxylic acid cycle; carbohydrate metabolic process; citrate metabolic process. The record is from RefSeq and is a predicted model, not a curated record. Gene Ontology annotation, cellular component: mitochondrial matrix. NCBI's taxonomy places the organism in Eukaryota, Metazoa, Arthropoda, Insecta, Diptera, Culicidae.
CGCCGUUCAGCAGCGCGCGGGACAUUUUUCUGGGAGCGAUUCUCUCUCCGCCUGGCUCAGUUGGUUUGGUGUCGGCGAACAGCUCGGAAGUGUCUCUCGGAGGAAUCGGCGAAAGCAUCUUGCAUCAAUCACCAGCGAGCGUGUGGUGUGGGAAAAGGAAAUUCCGGAAGUUUGUUCAGUCGAGUGUGGACAAAUCUUUAGCGUAACAUUCGGCAACGAUGGCCCUCAGCCGUAUCUACACCGCCAAGUUGGCCACUGCCAACAAGAACGUCCUCCCGGUGAUUGCGACGUACGUGCGCAAUGCCUCCGACAGCACAGACCUCAAGGCGGUCCUGAACGAGAAGGUCCCGAAGGAGCAGGAGCGUGUCAAGAACUUCCGUAAGCAGCAUGGCAACACGAAAGUGGGCGAGGUCACCGUCGACAUGAUGUACGGUGGUAUGCGUGGCAUCAAGGGCCUGGUGUGCGAAACCUCCGUGCUGGACCCCGAUGAGGGCAUCCGCUUCCGUGGACUGUCCAUUCCCGAGUGCCAGAAGGUCCUGCCCAAGGCUCCAGGUGGCCAGGAACCGCUGCCCGAGGGUCUGUUCUGGCUGCUGAUCACCGGCGAUGUGCCGACCAAGGCGCAGGUGGACGCGCUGUCCCGCGAGUGGGCGAACCGCGCCGCGCUGCCGUCGCACGUCGUGACCAUGCUGAACAACAUGCCGACGACGCUGCACCCGAUGUCGCAGCUGAGCUGUGCCGUGACGGCGCUGAACCACGAGAGCAAGUUCGCCAAGGCGUACGCGGAGGGUGUGCACAAGAGCAAGUACUGGGAGUACGUGUACGAGGACAGCAUGGACCUGAUUGCGAAACUGCCAGUGGUGGCGGCCACCAUCUACCGUAACACGUACCGUGACGGUAAGGGAAUCGGUGCGAUUGACCCGAAGAAGGAUUGGUCGGCCAACUUCACCAAGAUGUUGGGCUACGAAGACGAGAAGUUCACCGAGCUGAUGCGUCUGUACCUGACGAUCCACAGUGACCACGAGGGUGGCAACGUGUCCGCCCACACGGUCCAUCUGGUCGGCUCGGCGCUUAGCGAUCCGUACCUGUCGUUUGCCGCCGGCAUGAACGGUCUGGCCGGUCCCCUGCACGGUCUCGCCAACCAGGAAGUAUUAGUGUGGAUUCAGAAGCUGCGCAAGGAGCUGGGAGACAACGCCAGCGAGGACAAGGUCAAGGACUUUAUCUGGAAGACGCUCAAGUCGGGACAGGUCGUGCCCGGAUACGGCCAUGCCGUGCUGCGUAAGACCGAUCCUCGGUACACUUGCCAGCGCGAGUUCGCCCUGAAGCAUCUGCCGAACGAUGUGCUGUUCGGACUGGUCUCCAACAUCUACAAGGUCGUGCCCCCAAUCCUGACCGAACUCGGCAAGGUCAAGAACCCGUGGCCGAACGUAGAUGCCCACUCCGGUGUGCUGCUGCAGUACUACGGCCUGAAGGAGAUGAACUACUACACCGUGCUGUUCGGCGUUUCCCGCCUCGGCGUGUUGGCCUCGCUCGUCUGGGACCGUGCCCUGGGUCUGCCCAUCGAACGCCCCAAGUCCAUGUCCACCGAUGGACUGAUCAAGGCCACCAGCAAGUAAAGUUGCUGCCAACUCCCUUCAAGCAUCUUACCAAUCACAACCAAAAAAACAAAAUCAAACAGACCACCACAGAACAUCAUCCGCUCGCGUUCUCCGGAACAACACACGCCAACGGAGAAGAAACGAGUACGCAACGAACCAGCCUCUCGUUCAAGAGAAUGCCGGCAGCUUCGAUAGGAAAAGGCCAAUUCAGCUUCAGUUUAAAGUUUCCUCCAUCCCUUGUUGAAGCAAGCAAUGCAAAAAAGUGUGAACAUCGUCCUUUUGUUCCGACAUCCUUCAUAAGAAACCAACAAAACAAAAAACCAACCCGACCCGACAUUUGUAAAAUUGUAUGAUUUUUAUUAAGUGUUAAGAGCAUUAGUAACUUAAUUAGUUUUAGGAAGAACCGGUUCGCAGCGAAACCGGUGUGCGCCAACACACGAGAGGGCUCCCCGGAAGAAAACCACCACAAAAAAAGCAAAUGGGGGGGAGCCUUUCUUACUUCAAGUGGAAUUAAAAAUCAUACUUUUAUUUAUUGUCUAUUUAAACUAAUUAACUUAAAUGAUGAUAAGUGAAACUAAAGCUUUGAUAACGCGGUAAAAAGAGAACCAAUAAAGUGCGAAAUCGUAUAAAUAGACGAAAAACAAAAACAAAAACCGUUGGUGUGUUCUCUUUCUCAAACGUCAUGUUGAUCAUCAUCAAACACGAAACAUACGUAGUAAAACGAAUGCUACCUCAUAACCAACCAUCUCGGCUCGAGCGUGCUGUGAGAACUCUCUUCCCCCUUUGACACACUCUCACUUUUCACACAUUUCUUUUUCCGAAAAAAAAACACCCAACUCUGUCUCUUUCCCUUUCGCCAGCAGCAGCAGCAAACAAACAAAACUGUGGUUCGUUCGUAUGUGUGCGAUUUGUUUUAACAAAACGGCUUGCUUGCUGCAAGUCUGCUCGUUCAAAACAGCGGCUUUUGCAGCAACUGCAAGCAAAACCAUACAAAACUAAGAGUUAGAAAGUCGACGUUGAAAAAAAAAAAAAAAAAAACAAAGAAUAAACCCAAUAAGGCAUUAGCAAAAUGGCAACCCUCAACCAAGGAUAAUAAGCUAGUAGUGUUUAAGGCAGCAGCAAACCCCCACAACAAAAUGUUACAAAAGAGUAGUGCAGUAAACUAUUAGAGCGCGAGAUGUGAGCGCGCGACGUAGCGAAAGAUAUUAACUUGAAAAUUUCCAUUUAUGCAAGCAUUAGAUCACACACUGUUCCGACGUUGAUUCGUUUCAAACGUUCUUCUCUGAGGAUCGAUUUGCAAAAGCUUUUGGUUGAUUCUUAUUCUGUGGAAACAACAAUAGACAAAAACAUGUUUUUUUUUGCGCAACGCAUUGAUCGUUCUUUAAAACUAGCAAA